Molecule: messenger RNA, 3383 nt
Organism: Cheilinus undulatus (humphead wrasse)
Lineage: Eukaryota; Metazoa; Chordata; Actinopteri; Labriformes; Labridae
Gene: poglut1
Product: protein O-glucosyltransferase 1
Exons: 11
Coding region: 39-1205 (388 amino acids)
Biological process (GO): protein O-linked glycosylation; positive regulation of Notch signaling pathway
Cellular component (GO): endomembrane system
Molecular function (GO): UDP-glucosyltransferase activity; UDP-xylosyltransferase activity
Source: RefSeq, a predicted model, not a curated record
UUUGUUUCUACAGACAAAGCUGGAGGAAAGAGAGAGAAAUGGAGCGCUUUUGGCUGUGGAGGUUUUUAAUAUUACUACAGGUUUAUUGGGUCUGUUCGGUUGCUGCAACAGGCAAACAGUGGAAGAUAAACCGAGACAAGAUCUCAGCUGCUGUUAAAGGGUACUCUCCAUGCAGCCCUGUCAACUGCAGCUGCCAUCUAAGUGUCUUACAGCAGGACCUGCAGCCCUUCAGAGGAAGAAUCUCUGAGGAUCUCAUGGCAGCGACUGUUCAGAGGGGAGUGGGCACCCAUUACCAGAUUAUUGGACACAAGUUGUACAGAGAGCACAGCUGUAUGUUUCCAUCCAGGUGCAGCGGGGUUGAGCAUUUCAUCCUGGAGGUGAUCGACAGAUUACCUGAUAUGGAGAUGGUGAUCAAUGUCAGAGAUUACCCACAAGUUCCACACUGGGUGCAGCCAACGCUGCCCGUCUUUUCUUUCAGUAAGACGGCUGACUAUCAGGACAUCAUGUACCCAGCGUGGACAUUUUGGGAGGGUGGGCCUGCUGUGUGGCCGAUAUAUCCCACUGGACUGGGAAGAUGGGACCUAAUGAGGGAUGACCUUAAGAAGUCUGCAGCACAGUGGCCAUGGAAGAAGAAAGAGUCCAAAGGAUUCUUCAGAGGCUCCAGAACGAGUCCAGAGCGCGAUCCUCUGAUUCUUCUGUCCAGAGAGGCUCCAGAGCUGGUGGAUGCAGAGUACACAAAGAACCAGGCCUGGAAGUCUGAGAAGGACACUCUUGGAAGACCUCCAGCUAAAGAAAUCCCACUGGUCGAUCACUGCAAAUACAAGUAUUUAUUCAACUUCCGAGGCGUCGCUGCCAGCUUCCGCUUCAAACAUCUCUUCCUCUGUGGGUCCCUGGUGUUUCAUGUGGGGGAUGAAUGGCUGGAGUUUUUCUACCCCCAGCUGAAGCCUUGGGUGCACUACAUCCCAGUGAAGCAGGAUCUGUCUGAUGUUAGGGAGCUUCUACAGUUUGUCAAAGAGAAUGACGCCAUUGCAAAGGAGAUUGCAACAAGGGGUAUGGAAUUCAUCCUCGACCACCUGCAGAUGCAGGAUAUUUCCUGCUACUGGGACAGGCUUCUCACCGAGUAUAGCCAUCUUCUCACAUACAAACCCAAAAGGAAAGACAACUACAACCAGAUCAUACACAGACCCAGGAAGACGGAGCUUUAACAGGGAGGUCCUGCAGCAGCAGAUCGGCUAUUUUAAAGGGAAACUCCACAGAGUGAAUGUAAAUACGAGCAAACGGACAAAAGGGCAGGUAGUUUAGGUGCCAUACAUUCAUGUAUUUUUGAAUAUCAGCAACUCUCUGGUUUGAUCAAGUUUAGGUUUGGCACACCAGCAAAAGAACAUCAUUAUGUGGGACAUCCACUCUAUAAAUUUACACUUUUAAAGAUUUAAAGUAAGAAUGUAAACCAGUUAUGUCCGCUGUGACUGUACAAGAAACAUAACCAUGCUGGUGUCAUAGUGAUGCCAUCAGGGGUUAUAUCCUAAAAUGAUUGGGCUAUUUUUAUCAGAAAAUCUGCGUAUAAAACUACUUGACAAUGUCCAACCGACUGGCAAUCUUCUCUGUAGUCCCGGUAGAGUUAGCAGUUAGCCUUGAAAGACUUCCAGACAAGAUUUCCUAUUCCAUGCAACUUAAAAACCGUCAUUCCUUUUUCAGAACAUCUAGAGUAGAACGGUUCACCUUUUGAGUCUCAGUCCGAGGUUAGACAGCGGCUUAUCUCACACUCACUUUAGUGGCACAAGCCUGAAAAGGAUGCCAAUUUCAAUGUGAUUUACUCAUAAUUAAGGGGAAUUAAAAGUCAAGCUUUGUCAGAUCUCUCCUUAAAGUUGGGCCUACACUGUGCAAAUUAUUGUGCGACUGUAUUUACAUCCUAACCCGAUGCAGUCUUAUGAUCGGCCAUGACUUGAGUGACUUGAGGACGGGCUGUGACAAAUGUAAAAGAAGUUUCCUUAAAAGCGGGGAGGUUGACGUCAUAUUUAUUUUCUCAUUUAGGCUUCAAAAACCUACAAACAGAGACAAAACCAUUCUUGCCUCUCUCACACACAUAAACAAUGCCAGCAAACACAACUAGCAGCAACAUAAUAACAAAUAUUCCAUAUCACCUGGAGGUCUGCUGGUUCUUCUCAUUUAGUUCCUUUAUUAUAGUCCCAGAAGGUACAUCAGAAAUCUGCUGUUGUGUAACUCAAAAUUCAUCUGAAUCAGCUUUAAAUCGCACAGUUUACGCCUGGAUUAAGAGAGUGAAAAAUGUAUUAAUGUUGUGUUUUAUUGAAUGGGUUUCGGUUAAUUCUUCUGAUAUGUUUCAUGUAGUGAAGGAAUGUUACCUCUGAUUGUUUUUCAGUGUGAAGCAGGUUUGUGAGUCAAGUUCAAAUGCUUGAGCUGUACUCUUGGAGCCAAUAACUCUUCACAGAAAGGAAAACUUCAUAAGAAUGCCAUUGAUUGAAGCUGUUUUGACAUCAGAACGGACAAAGUUCAGCCUUUUUUGUUGCUGUCAAAAACAAAUGUUUGAUCUGUAUACAGCAAAGCCUGCUGACGUGUGAUUGGCCAAUGCAUCUCGGACUGAGUCUAGAUUUCCAGAACCCCCACCCAUGUGUGCAGAUUCUCUAUCAGAAUCUGUAAAUAGAGAUUAUGUCAACAAUUAUCCGUCCACUGGAGGGCAUUCUGGGAAAUGUAGGACCUUGCUGCUUAUUUAGGAACUCAAAAGCGACGCUGUCUUUACCUCUGAUACCUCAAAUUGUAGUAUCCUUUUUUAAACUGAAAGACAACCAAACUUUGUAGAAGCCACAUGAAAGAAUUUUCAUCUGUUGCCAAUUAUGAGUAAGUGCCAGCACUUGUACCUGUUAGAUGUUCUGUGUUAAAGCUCGCUUUCCUACGAUGCCAUAGACACUGCAGUUGACCUUUAAAGACAUCACCUCUGCUGCAUUGCUCUCUACUGGAAAACUGAGAAACAUCCAGCUUUGUUUUUUUAGAAUUUCUAACUCUACAUUACAUUGAUGUGCUGUUAUGUCCGAACUGUGUUGCAAUAACUUUUUAACCUGAAAGAACAAAGGAAGUCAUCGCAGUAAACAUCCUUCCACAUUAAGUGCCAACAGUAAGCAAUAAUACCUUAUUUUGAUUUGAUGUGUGGAGUUUCCAAGAAACAUAAUGUUGAAUAUGUUGUAAUAUUCAUGUUUUACUCUGAACGUGUGGGACCUCAUUGAUGUUACAUGUUUAUUUUUACAAUAAUGUGUUGUGAAAAUGGUUCAGUAGUAUGUUGGUAUUGAUCUAAAGCUGUGAUCAUGUACCAGGUCAUCAUGGGAUGUUGCUUCUCUGUUUUUAUAACAUUAAACAGUUUGGUUGUGAAAGCA